AUGAAAAAUGAUUUGGCAACUAAAGCGGAGUCAGAGCAUAAGGACUUUGAUGUCAUUAUAGUUGUUGGUCAGGAUCCUAACAUAGAAAGAUUUAGUGCUUGUUCCAAGACGCUUCGCGAAAGAUCAAUUUAUUUUCAUACUGCAUUGUCGAGUAGAUGGGCCAAAAAAGAGAAGGACAUUUAUUUGUUAGAAAAGCCGAAUUUGUCACCAGAGGUUUUUAGAUUGAUUUUAGAGUUUCUUGUUGACCGUAAAGUAAAGCUAAGUAGUUACAAUGGAAAAAUGGUGGAUUUAUUGCUGGCAGUGGAAGAAUUGAUGCUUGGUGAUUUACGUAGUGUGCUUCAGCACCAAACUAUUACCGGUACUCACAAGACAAGAUGGAUUUCGGAAAAUUGUCCGGAUUUACUGCGCAUAGUAGUCGAAUUCGAAUCAUUGAAAGAGCUUCGUCACGCUGUUAUAGGUUGGAUAUGUGAAAAUCCCUCUUGGCUUUACGAUUCACAUAACUUCGCGACAUUAGAGAAGUCAGUUAUUUUGGAAGCAAUCAAAAAUGAAAGAGAUUAUUUGGACAAUAUCCUAAUUUGGGACAUUUUACUUAGAUGGAACAUAGCACGUAAUAACACUAUUAGUUUAGAUACUUCUACUUGGUCUGUCGUCGUGUUUGAAGUGUUGAAGAAAAAUUUAAAGGAAUUUCUACCAUAUAUCCGAUUUGAUCUUAUAUCUCGAAAUGAUUUUCACAAAAGAAUAUUACCAUUUAGAAAAAUCAUUUCAAGGAAAAUCACAGAUCAGGCUCUAAGCUAUUAUUUAGAAGACACGGCUCAAUAUCCUCCAAAAACAACUUUAGACGAUUCAGUAAUAAUUAAUCAUAUACAUGCAGCCACGAUUUCGAAAUGGAUUAUGGGAAAAAACAUUGAAUCAACAAAACCUUUAAAAAACGAGUCACAAUUCAAAUCCCGUUUCACUAAACGUUACGAAUUCGAGUUACUUUAUCGUGCCGGUCGAGACGGAUUCUCUGGUAACGCAUACCAUAAGCAUUGUGAUGACAGGGGAAAAAAUCUUGUGGUGGCAAAGAUUGCAAAUUCACAGAUAAUU
Messenger RNA from Ambispora leptoticha, 1086 nucleotides. NCBI's taxonomy places the organism in Eukaryota, Fungi, Glomeromycota, Glomeromycetes, Archaeosporales, Ambisporaceae. The record is from the annotation of a GenBank genome assembly.